CAAGAGCUAGGAGAGUAAGCAUAUAUGGGUAAGGCACAAUGCUCCUAUGUUGUUAUCCUAGCAUGUUCUUUACUUGUUAAUCUAUUGGUGGUUUUUAAUUCACUCUAUACGGAUGGAGAGUGGGCGCUGAGUUGGACCAAAAGAGCAGCAGAACAAGCUGAGCAGGUGGCAGCCAUCUGUUGCUCAGGCCAUGGAAGAGCCUACUUGGACGGCUUGGUUCUUGAUGGAAAGGAACCUGUUUGUGAGUGCAAUUCCUGCUACGGAGGCCCUGACUGCUCCGAGUUUACGACUGAUUGUGCAGCAAAUGCUGAUAGUGGGAAUCCAUAUUUCUUGGAGCCAUUUUGGAUGCAGCAUGCAGCUAAAAGCGCAAUUCUAGUAGCUGGGUGGCAUAGAAUGGGGUAUUCCUAUCCUGAUGAGUCUUACAUAUCAGCACAGCUCGAGGCGAGCAUCCGUAAAUUACAUGCCGUUGUUGGAAAUGCGGUCACCGAAGGAAAAUAUUUUGUUUUCGGAGCUGGCUCAACGCAACUUCUCAACGCUGCAGUUCAUGCACUCGCUCCUGAGAAUUCCUCCUCACCUGCAAGUGUUGUUGCUUCAAUUCCUUACUACAAGCUUUACGAGACACAAACGGAGCUUUUCAGAUCACUGGACUAUCUGUUUGAAGGAGAUGUAUCAUCAUUGAAGAACAUUUCAGAUGCCGAUCACGUUAUUGAGUUUGUAACCUCACCAAACAAUCCUGAUGGGAAGCUGAAUAAGGCAGUUCUUCAUGGCCCCAAUUUCUAUGCAAUCUAUGAUCGUGUCUAUUACUGGCCGCAUUUUACAGCGAUUCCAACUUCAGUAGAUGAUGAUCUCAUGAUUUUUUCACUUUCCAAGCUCACUGGCCAUGCUGGUUCUCGAUUUGGAUGGGCAGUGAUAAAGAAUGAGUCUGUGUAUCAAAGAAUGGCGGAGUAUAUGAGUACAAGCAGCAUGGGUGUUUCUCGAGAUGCUCAGCUAAGAGCUUUGAAGCUUAUCGAUGUAGCUCUUGAAACUGGAGGCAGGGAAAUCUUCGAAUUCGGAUACACCACCAUGAAGGACCGCUGGGAAAAAUUGACCAACACCCUAUCUGUUUCCAACCGAUUUUCUCUACAGAAAAUUGCACCCCAAUAUUGCACUUAUUUUCAGAAAAUUAGAGGACCCUCACCAGCUUAUGCAUGGGUGAAGUGCGAGAGGGAAGAAGAUGAAGAUUGCUACAAAGUCCUGGAAGAAGCAAAAGUUAAUGGGCGUAGCGGUAGCGAGUUUGCAGCUGAAAACCGCUAUGUCCGUCUCAGCCUAAUAAGGACCCAAGAUGACUUUGAUGUAUUAAUUCAGCGACUAAGCGAGUUGGUCUUGGAAGAAAGACAACAACCGAGCUAUGCAAUUGCAAACAAUGUGUUAGACCUCAAUAAGCCAUUGGUGAACACCUUAAGGAGGGGUCUUCUCAGUUGAUCACUUUUACGUUCCUCCACAUUCUCUAUGGAUCACUUUUGCGCCUCACAUUUCACUGCUAAUGACACUUGGGUCAUUUAUUUAAGAAAUUGAUAUUAUUCGAACUUAACCACAUAUAUAGUCCAACAGGUGUCAAAUUUUAUCAUAAAAGACCUCAAUGUCGUUAGCAUUAAAACCA
Molecule: messenger RNA, 1639 nt
Organism: Pyrus x bretschneideri (Chinese white pear)
Lineage: Eukaryota; Viridiplantae; Streptophyta; Magnoliopsida; Rosales; Rosaceae
Product: tryptophan aminotransferase-related protein 4
Exons: 5
Coding region: 25-1461 (478 amino acids)
Biological process (GO): amino acid metabolic process
Molecular function (GO): transaminase activity; carbon-sulfur lyase activity
Source: RefSeq, a predicted model, not a curated record